This is a messenger RNA of Nakaseomyces glabratus, 2964 nucleotides long. RefSeq names its product Yrr1p (gene YRR1). NCBI's taxonomy places the organism in Eukaryota, Fungi, Ascomycota, Saccharomycetes, Saccharomycetales, Saccharomycetaceae. Gene Ontology annotation, biological process: regulation of DNA-templated transcription. Gene Ontology annotation, molecular function: DNA-binding transcription factor activity, RNA polymerase II-specific; zinc ion binding. The record is from RefSeq and is a predicted model, not a curated record.
AUGUCGACUAGUCCGCCAGUGGAAGAAGAGCCUGUGCAGUCGCCCCGCGACAAUGACAAAAACUCAGACUGCAAGCGUCCCAAGAAGCGGUUUAAGCCCUUGAAGUCGUGUGCUUUCUGCAGGAAGCGGAAGUUGAAGUGUGAUAAGCAGAAGCCGCGGUGCUCUUCCUGUGCGAGGAGGAACUUGCCCGUGUGUGUAUACAUUGAGAAUGCGUUUACUGCUGAGAUGGUACAAAACGGUACUGUCUCUAGCUUACAGCUCCUGGAGAGGAUACGAACGUUGGAAAAACAAUUAGCGGAUAAGGAGACGAAGAAUAUGCUGAAGAGUAUAAACGAGUCACGAUCUAAUGACUACGGUCUUAAUAUGAUGAGCGACGCAUCUAAAUCUCCCUUGGGCAUUCCAGGAAGUAUAGAUACUUUGUCGCCAGACAGUGUUUCUGGUAGGUCUUCAUACUCCGUGAAUCCGUACCUAAAUCAUAGCUACUUGCAGGCCAAGAGUUAUGGUAGAGUGACCCUAUAUGGGCCUACAUCGCUACGAACAUACAUCUUAAAUCAGAACUCUGAUUUCGCAAAAAAAUAUCAAUCAUUAUGGGUAAAAAUCAAGGAGGAAAGACAAAAAUACAAGAAGAAGCAUGAAAUUUCUCUGUUAAGAGAGCUCAAAACUGUAGAGACAUUGCCAAUCAGUGAUCAUGGCUCUCUUUUGGCUGAUAUAUGUAAAGAACUACCUUCCUAUGCUCAAAUAGCACAGAUUGUUUCUUCUUUCUUUGACACCGAAGAAACAAAUGAACUUAAUCAGAUAUUGGAUAAACAGAAGGUUAUGAAGGAUUUUGCUGAUUAUUUUAUCACAGGAAAUAGAAAGAAUGAUGAUGGUGAGCUAUUAAUUGAAAAGCUUGUUCCAGAUAACAAGUACAAUUUAUACAAACUUGGGAUCAUCCUCAUGAUUUUGUGCAUAAAGCAUUUUUUUGAAGAAAUGCCAGCUUCUAUUGAGAAGUAUUUUAUCUUCAUUGCAGGGUUAACCUCAGGGAAAACAAUGUAUAUUGAAAAGGCUCAGUUUCUGGUAAUGUAUUGCUACUACAGAACAAUUUACUCAUCUAGAGGAGAUACAACACAUUUAUUAAAUCUUUUGUUUUCUCUUACAGGAUUGGUUCAGACAUUGGCGCUAAAUACUGAUCUGGAACAUACUUACGGAAAUAUGCAAAACUUGGUUGGAAGCAUUGACAGCCUUAAAAAACUGUACGUAUGGAUACUAUAUCUUGAUUAUUGGGUCUGUUUUGAAGCGGGACGACCCUUACUUUUGCAAUAUAAACCAAAUGAAUUGAAGCAAAUCAAACCGUCAAAAAAUCAAUAUGAUUCUUAUUAUAAGCGCAUGAUUGGCUUUUUAUCAUUAGCAAGACCAAUGAUGAAUGUGUUAUUUAAUUCUGCUGUUGAUCCGCCACUAAAUGCAUAUUGUAAACUGAUUUAUCAGUUUAUAGAAGAUGAAUUUAGAUCCAUAGGUAACUGUCGAAAUUUGUCACUAGUUGAAAGCUUUCCAUUAAAUGACCUAAGAGUUUUAACAUUGGCAUUGGCAACGCUAGAAACCUUCUACUCAAUGAGAAUUAAAUAUAGAAAUGAAGAUGACGUCGAUUUGAAGGAUGAUAGUGUUCAUUGUUUAACUGUGUCACUAUCUCUGACAAUAAGCUUGCUUGUACGAUGCUUCAAUAUUGAUAAAAUCAAAAACAAAGAAUUUUUUAGUCCGAAUUGCCCUCAUUUACCUCCUUAUAUGGCACUAUCAAUUUCAAUAUCUAAUAAUUUAUUUGCUCGGUCCAUUUCAAUUUUAUCAGUGUUCUUAUACUUCAAAGUAACAUUGUUUGAAGAUAAUCCACGGCUACUAUCCCGACCAGAGGAAGUAGGUUUUGUAAGCCCAGGUUUGAGACGAGGCAAAGGUAAGUCAAUUUCAGUAUUACAUGCAUUUCAAGAAUAUUCUGAUGUGUUUGAUAAUUUCCUAAGUAUGGAAAAUAAUUCAAUGAAAAAUAUCAUGUUAAGAUCCUAUAUCUUUUUCAUUCAAAUCUCUUUGGAGAAGGUUAAUCGUAAAAUUAUUGAUAAAGUUAUCGAAUAUAGGAAGAAAACUGAAGAAACUAUGUUAAGGAAUGAAACUCGUCCAACAGCAAACGAGUAUGUCAAAGACAAUGCGGUAAUGCAUGAUUCGGCAACCUUAAAUCAAUCAAUAACAACGGGAAGUAAUGAACUUAAUAAUUCGAAGGUAAUGCUUCCCUCAAUUGUUGGAAAAGAUUAUAAUAAUAAUACAUAUUAUAAGCAGGGAAUGCCAAAUAUCAUGGGUCAAAAUACGAAUGCCAAUGUUGGCCAAUACGUUACCAAUAGAUUUCCUAAUAAUAUAGAUCAGGUGGAUAUGAUGUCAAACGUAUAUCAAUCUGCAAUGCUAUCACCCAAUAACGGCUCACCGUAUCCACGAUCUCCUUCUGUGCAUAGCCCAUAUAAUGGGAGACUUCCUGGGGCACAAGGCGAUGGAUACCGUCAAUAUGAACAAUCCACUAGAAAUAUCCAAUAUGAGGCGUAUCCAAGUCAAAUGCAACUCCCUAAUCGUACCAUCCCACAAAUCGCCGAUCGUUCUCCAUAUUCCCUAUCUUCCCACUCAGGUGUGGGUAGUCCUCAGGCAAUAAUUCCUACGGUAAAAUACACUCAAGAACCAAAAUCCAUCGGCUUACCACCACUAGCUUAUAAGAACGACAGCCCGUUUGGUGAACGUCCGAAACCACCUAGCUUAGACAAGUAUGAUGAAGCACAAUUCCCAAGCGGGCAUGCGAUGGCAAAGGGAAUCCCAAUAGCCAAUAUUGCCAAUCCAGCGCAAAUGCCUAAAGUAAUGUCAACUAACCCAUUAUCUCAGGCCAUGGCAGAGGAGUUCUGGCAGAACUACAACCUUGGAUGGGAGAAACUUGUCAGCCAGACAGACCCCAGCUCAUUCAUCUAG